AUGGCUGAAGCUAGUAAGCCCAUGAUGAAGAAAGCUCCAAAAUCUGUUCCUUUGGAGAGGAAUAAGAGAGAAAAGGAACAAUUCCGUAAACUCUUUAUUGGUGGCUUGAGCUCUGAAACCACAGAAGAAAGUCUGUGGAACUACUACCAGCAAUGGGGAUAUCUUACAGACUGUGUGUUAAUACGGGAACCUGUAAGCCAAAAAUCAAGAAGAUUUGGUUUUGUCACGUUUUCAUCCAUGGCUGAGGUUGAUGCUGUCAUGGCUGCCAGACCUCAUUCCAUUGAUGGGAAAACGGUUACACCCAAACGUGCUGUCCCAAGAGAGGACUAUGGAAAGCCGGGGGCUCUUGUCACUGUGAAGAAGCUGUUUGUUGGUGGAAUUGCAGAAGAUACUGAGGAACAUCAUCUUAGAGAUUACUUUGAGAAAUAUGGAAAAAUCAAUGCCAUUGAAAUAAUUACUGAUGGGCAGUCAGGCAAGAAAAGAGGCUUUGGGUUUGUUGCUUUUGAUGACCAUGAUCCCGUGGAUAAGAUUGUGUUGCAGAAAAAUCAUACCAUCAAUGGUCAUCAUGCAGAAGUAAGAAAGGCCUUGUCUAGACAAGAAAUGCAAGAAGGCCAAUGUUCUAGAAGUGGAAGAGGAAGAAACGCUGGUUUUGUAUAUUUUCAUGGUGGUGGGGGAAAGUUUGGAGCAGGAAAUUUUGGAGGAAGGAACUUUAGAGGAGGAUCUGAUGGAUAUGGAAGAGGACAUACAUUUGGGGAUGGCUAUCAUGGGUCUGGAGGUGGCAAUUUGGGGGUUAGCCCUGGUUAUGGAGGAGGACGAGGAGGAUAUGAUGGUGGAUAUGGCAACCAGGAUGGGAGCUCCAGAGCUGGUUAUGACAACUAUGGAAGAAGAAAUUAUGGAAGUCAAAAUUACAGUGAUUUGGAGAAUUAUAAGCAGAAACCCUCUAAGUACGAAUUACUGAAGAGUGGAAAACUUAGUGGCAGCAGGAACAUGGGAGGAUCAUAUAGUGGAGGAAACUAUGGUCAAAGAGGCAGUGGAGGAAGAGGGGGUUAUGGACAGACAAGAUGA
Molecule: messenger RNA, 1065 nt
Organism: Balaenoptera ricei (Rice's whale)
Lineage: Eukaryota; Metazoa; Chordata; Mammalia; Artiodactyla; Balaenopteridae
Product: heterogeneous nuclear ribonucleoproteins A2/B1-like
Exons: 1
Coding region: 1-1065 (354 amino acids)
Molecular function (GO): RNA binding
Source: RefSeq, a predicted model, not a curated record